Molecule: messenger RNA, 907 nt
Organism: Antechinus flavipes (yellow-footed antechinus)
Lineage: Eukaryota; Metazoa; Chordata; Mammalia; Dasyuromorphia; Dasyuridae
Gene: LECT2
Product: leukocyte cell derived chemotaxin 2
Exons: 5
Coding region: 284-739 (151 amino acids)
Source: RefSeq, a predicted model, not a curated record
CUACUGGAGCCAGACUCCAACAGUGGCGCCUGAAUAGAGGCAGAACUUCAUGAGUGGAACUUUACAAUGGACAGAGCUUCCAUGGAAGGAUGCCCUCUUUAGAAGCAUGCAUUUUCAGAUACUUCCUACAUCUUUCUUAUUACAUUAGUCCUUAAAAUAAAAGACAACUGUAUUUCUGAGACUAAAGUGGCUCAUACUUAAACCUCAUCAGAUAUAACUGAGAGACUGACCAAGAAAUUCUAACAACUCUAAACAUCUGUACCUUUGAAGAAAACGUGACCAAAUGUUUCCCAUCAGAGUACUCAUUUUAGUUGCCUUGAUUUCAGUGGUAUUGUCAGGACCAUGGGCUACUAUAUGCGCUGGAAAAAAUAAAAAUACUAUCAGAGACCAUGAUAAUUUUGGCUCUGGAAAGUAUGGUGCUUCUAGAGGCGCAAGGAAACACAAAGGGGUGGAUGUGGAAUGCACAGAUGGAUCAGAUGUGUAUGCCCCUUUUGAUGGAGAAAUUGUGAGGCAGGCAAAACCUUAUAAAAAAAAUAAUGCUAUUAAUGAUGGUGUUGAGAUAAGAGGAGGAGCUAAUUGCAUAAAAAUAUUCUACAUUCACCCCAAGAAAUAUAAAGGUUCUAUCAAGAAGGGAGAGAAACUUGGAAUUCUGUUGCCCAUGCAACAGGUUUAUCGUGGAAUAAAAUCUCACGUACAUAUCCAGAAUUGUGACCUCAGUGAUCCUACUUCAUAUCUGUGAAUGAAAAGAUAAUGACUUACACUUUCACUUAUUAAAAAUGAUCUUAAAAUUGUAAUCUGACCAUGAUUUUAUUGUGUUUUUAAAUCUAUAUGUUACAAAUUAUAUUUCUGAUGUUUAUUUUUUCAAUGGAUUUUUGAAAUAAAGUCAAUGCAGUUGUUUGGGUGUGAA